This is a messenger RNA of Emiliania huxleyi CCMP1516, 1383 nucleotides long. RefSeq lists its product as hypothetical. The record is from RefSeq and is a predicted model, not a curated record. Bases 1 to 1383 code for a protein of 460 amino acids. Lineage: Eukaryota; Haptophyta; Isochrysidales; Noelaerhabdaceae. Gene Ontology annotation, cellular component: membrane. The transcript has 4 exons. Gene Ontology annotation, molecular function: ATP binding; ATP hydrolysis activity; ABC-type transporter activity.
AUGUCCACCCACGAGCCGCCUGCUGCCUUCUCGUGGCUCAACCUCCGCGCCGAGCUGACCGGCAAGCAGGCUCGUGUGUUGAUCGACGGCGCCAGCGGCACCGCACGCCGCGGGCGGGUGCUGGCGAUCAUCGGCCCGUCCGGCGCCGGCAAAUCGACGCUCCUGCAGGCACUCGCUGGCCGCCUCGACCGCUCGAGCAAGCUGCGGCUCUCGGGCACGCUCGCGCCUCCGCCCUCGCGUCCCGGCGCCUUUGUUUACCAAGAGGACGCCUUCUUCAGCCGCCUCACCGUCGCCGAGACGCUGCGGUUCGCGGCGGCGCUGCGUGCGGCACAGUCCACGAGCGUGGCCGACGUGCUUGCCGCCAUGGGCCUCGCCGAGGUAGCCUCGUCCGCCGUCGGCGGCGGAAAGGUGCGCGGCAUUUCAGGCGGCGAGCGGAAGCGGCUCGCGAUUGGCUGCGCGCUCCUCGCCUGGGCGCUCGACAUUGCGUCGGUCGACCCGGACGCGGCCGAGGCGAGCAAGGCGCGAGUCGCUCGCCUGGCGUUGCGCUGGCGCGAGGCGACGGCCGAGGCGACGGCGCGGCUGGUGGAGGAGGCGCCGCUCGCGCCGCUCGCGCCGGCGCGGCAGUCCGGUUGGAGUGCGCAGCUCGGCUGGUGCCUGUGGCGGAGCUGGAGGCAGUCGGGCGGGUUUGCGGCGCCGUCGCUGCUCGCGAUGCGCGUCGUCGGUUCCGUGGUGCCCGGGCUCGCCUUUGGCUGCAUCUGGUUCGACCUUCCGGCGGGCCGCGGCUCGCUCAAGGCCCGCGUCGGGCUGCUGCAGGAUGGGGAGGGCGCGUGCGUGCGCCGCGAGCGUGCCGCUGGCGCCCUCCGUCUGGGAGCAUAUUUUUUCGGCAAGGUGGCGGCGGAGCUGCCGGUGACGCUGCUGCUCCCCGCGCUGCUCGUUUGCGUGACGCACCCGCUGGCGGGCCUCGCUUGCCCCCUGCCCGUCCUCGUCGCGCUGCUGGCGCUCGAGGCCAUGGCGGCGAGCGCGCUCGGCCUCCUCGCGGGCGCUGUCGCGCCGAGCCUCGACAUUGGCCUCGAGCUCACCAAGGCGCUCACGACCCUCUCGACCGUUUUUGGCGGACUGUACUUUGACGCCGCGACGCUGCCGCGGCCGCUGCGGUGGGUGCCACGCGCGAGCAUCGUCCGCGUCGCGUGGGACGGUGCGGUGGCGGGCGAGCUCGCGGGGCUGGGCGGAGAGGAGGAGGAGCUGGGCGUGGAGGGCGGGAGGCGGGCGGUCGAGGGGCUGCUGGCGCUGGCGUUGGGGUUUGGGCUGGCGGCGUUUGUAGGGCUGGCGGCGAGGGCGCCGCGCGCGAGCAGCACUUUGGAACGCCCAGCCGGGUUUGGCUAA